Molecule: messenger RNA, 5314 nt
Organism: Ficedula albicollis (Collared flycatcher)
Lineage: Eukaryota; Metazoa; Chordata; Aves; Passeriformes; Muscicapidae
Gene: RP9
Product: retinitis pigmentosa 9 (autosomal dominant)
Exons: 6
Coding region: 26-760 (244 amino acids)
Biological process (GO): RNA splicing
Source: RefSeq, a predicted model, not a curated record
CGCCGCGGCUCCGGCCGCCGCGGCCAUGGCCCAGCGGGCGCCGAGGGGGCUGGGGCAGGACGAGGAGGACGGAGCGGAGGAGGAGGAGGAGGCGGCGCGGGGCAGCCAGGCGCGGGCCAGGAGCCGUGCGGAGCCCGCGGCCAGCGGCGGCAGCAGGACCCAGGACCGGCAUGAGAGGAAGCGGAAGAGGCAGGAGGAGCAGCAGCUUCAGAAGAUCCAGCACCUGGAGUCUUUCUAUGAGAAACCUCCCCCUGGGCUAAUUAAGGAGAAUGAAACAAAACCAGAAGACUGCAUACCUGAUGUACCAGGCAAUGAAAGCGCACGAGAAUUCCUGGCACAUGCCCCAACAAAAGGGCUUUGGAUGCCUUUGGGAAAAGAAGUCAAAGUUAUGCAGUGUUGGAGAUGUAAACGUUAUGGACACAGAACAGGAGAUAAGGAAUGCCCAUUCUUUAUUAAAGGCAAUCAGAAAUUGGAACAAUUUAGAGUAGCACAUGAAGAUCCAAUGUACGAUAUAAUAAGGGAAAAUAAGCGUCAUGAAAAAGAAAAGAGGAUACAGCAACUGAAGCAGCUCCUGGAGGACUCUACCUCAGAAUCUGAUAGCAGUGAUGAGGAUGAUGAAGAUGGCAGCAGCUCCACUUCCUCAGAACAUAAACACAAGAAGAAAAAGAGGAAAAAGGAAAAGAAAAAAAAAGAAAAGAAGAAGAAGAAAAAGAGGAAACGUAAAUCAUCCAAAUCUAAUGACAAGUCAGAAUCUGACUGACAGCAGGCACCUACUGCAUGCUCACUGACCUCUCUACUUGUGAACUGCAAGGAAAGAUCCAAAGAACGAGGAGGAAAACACCAGAAAGGGCUUUAUUAACCUUGGAACAUACAUGUGUAUGCAUACAGCAUCCUACACUGGCAUCCUCUUCUGCCCCUCUGCAGUCAGAAAGAAGAAAGCUGCAUUAAACCAUAUCUUUGUGCUGUAAAACCCAUACUGAGAGUCAGACAGAUUGGUCAGAUGGGGCCUCUGCAUUGCUGCCCAUUACCAGCAGCAGAAAGUGGCAACCACAAAGGGAUCACCAACAAACCUGCAGCAUUAGCAGACUGUCUGUUGAAGUGUCUUAACUCCAUGAAGUUAUUUUAUUAUAUACAAAGCCUCAUUGUAACAGGACUGCAGUUUGCACCAUGCAGAGCACUGAGAGUUCCCUUAGAGUGCUUAUAAUGAGCAGGUUAUACUGCAUUUUCUUCUCUGCAUACAUGCUGAAAUUCUGUGUACAUAUCCUCAUAUUGGCAGCUAAGGAAAUAAAGAGUACUGCUGCAGGGGAAAAACGGUAAUCAAGGGGAUUUACUUUAAGACAAAAUUGCAGUAUCAGCAAGACUUAAUUUUAUAUGUGUGUGUGUGUAACAAAAUCUCAACAUCACUACCAUUAAUACACAGUUCUGAAACAUCUAAAGUGAAAUAUCUACAGUGUCUAAAUCAUAGAAGUGAGAGCCAAGUGUAAUGAUGUUAGAAAUUCAACUUAACUGUAAAGAGAUAGUGAGUUUAGUUAUUUUAGAAGGGAGGUUUCACAUAAGAAAUUAAAAAUAUUAGUUUCUGCAUAUUCUUCCAUAUCAGUUGUUUUGAUACAAGCUAAGGGAGAUUUCCUUUUUAAGAGGCUUGGGGUUAAUAAAUUCCCACUUACUUUUUAUGUUUACUCAGUUUGAUGAGGUAACAUUUUUUUAAUCAUCCCACAAAAAUAUAUGGAAGGCUCUCAAAAUAGUUUUCAACUAUACUCAUGAAGCCACAGGGCAGUAGUAAAGAACUUGUAAGCAGGAAGAAGAGAAAGUUAUGUACUUAAUAGACCUUACAUACUGACCUCCCUUUUCUUUUAAAUAAUCUUGACUCAUGAUGCCUUGAGGAGCUAGAACAGAGACUACACAGAGUUAAGGGGAAUGAAAUGGGUAUUUAUUGAGAGGCCUUCAAAGGCCACACCCUGGCAGUACCAGUGCCACAGUGUGGCCCUUACCCUGCCUUGAUGGCUCCGAGAUGGAAGCAAAAGAGGGCUUGGUCACAUGAUCUCACAUCUUUAUGGACUUUAGUCUAUUUGCAUACAGGAGUCCAAUUGCAUACAGACCAUCCAAUGAAUAGUCUCAAAUUGUAAGGUUUCAUCCUCCUUGCCUGCUUGCUGGCCUGCCCUCCUCUUUUCACGUUGUUUAUGCUUAGGGCCUGGAGUUUGAAGAAACUGUCCUUGGGUCAAUAGCUGAUACCGGAUUAUUUUGUCUUCUUCACCCUAAGCACAACGGAAAAGCAUACCCAAGCAGAACAGAAAACUCAGAAUUUAAGGCAUCACUCAACCAGAAAUAUAGAGAUGGCUAUAAACAGCAUUACAGUAACCAACUCUCUUUGAUACCUCAAGGUACAUUAGCACCGAGCUGUGACUAGAGGAGCUAGAUGAUGGACAGUGGUACCGUGCAAAAGGAAAGAGAAAACUAGAUGUGCUUUGAAAGAACUAUAGAAUUUAGUCUCUGUGGGUAUGCUAAAAUUGAAAGAAAAAAACCCACAUGAUAAAGCUCUAAUACAGUAGAGUGAACAUUAACAGUGAAAUCAAGUAACCGUAGACUAAAAUGCAGCUAAGAUUUUUUAUUUUCUUCAGAGCUUUGGAAGAGAGGAUGAGAGAAAGUAUAGAUUAAAAUUUUUCCUCCCUCCUAGAGGUCUAAGAGUGAUUUAGUAAAAUUAACCCCCCAUUCCUUGCCAGUCAUUCGCAAUAUGUUCUGAGGAAAAACAAGAUAAGCAAGGGCUACUUACAAAAAGUUUCCGUAUCGUAUUUCCAGAGCUUGAAGGUGGCGUUGUAUUUUCACUUGUAUUUAGCAGAUCUCCCUGUGAUGGGACUUACUGGUGACUUGUGGUAGUUCCCUCUCUCAGCAGUGUCAUCAAAUUCUAAGAUUCUUGCUCUUUCACCAGAAAAAGAUUUAACCGCUGAAAUAGCAUGAGGAGAUCUAGAAUGGACUGAUUCUCUUAGUCAGGUUGGACAGGGCUCUGAGCAACCUGGUCUGGUGGGAGGUGCCCUGUGUGUGGCAGGGGGUUGAAACUAGAUGAUCUUUACAACCCCUUCCAACUCAAACCAUUCUAGGAUUCUUGUAUUGCCACACUUGGUGCUGAGAUUAAUGCAUUUAUAGAUUACUGAACAGAUGCUGGAAGCCUGAUACUCACCUGAUGCAUUCCAAGAGAACUCUUACUCAGGCUUGUCUAGAGCAGGGCUAACUGAAGGUCUCUUCAGUUACUUCAGCUCUUGUCAUUUAAGAUUGUUCUGAAGCUUAGUUUAAUAAAAAUAGAUACAGUUUUUCCUUUACAAUCCCCUUCCUUGUUAAUGGAACUCUCUUUGUAUCUAUCAGGGUUUAUUAUUUCAACAAUUAAGAAAAAUUAAUUAGCAGAUCAUUUCUAAUUUGUAUCAAAUCUAAUUUAAAUGCUGGAGAUCACAGCAUUUAAAUGCUGCCAAAUCACUUUUCUAUGUCUGACUAAAGGUCUGUUAUAUUAGUAUCUUUCCAAUCAUGAUUAAGUGCAAACUCUGCUAUUAUUUCUGUUACUUCACUGACAUGCUCUCUCAGCCUCUACUGGUGAGAGUACCUGUGGUGCAGGUACUUAGAAUCAUGAGUUAGAUUUCAGUAUUUAGUGGCCUUGGAUAUAAAUUUUCUUCUAUAUCCACUCACUGCUUAUAAACGUUGCCAUUUUCCUCAGCAAUGAAUCCUUUAUUAUUAGUUAAUUGAUCUGUAGCAAUUGGCUUUCACAGUGCUUCAUACUAGUUUUAUUUCACACACCUUUAAUCUUACACUGGAAGGUAUGUGAAUAACUGACUCCUGUUUGUUCUCCCUAUAUUAGUUCCAGUUUUAUAAGCCUCUGUCAUAUCACAUGUAGGUCUUUACUGCAACUCAUAAAAGUAGCAUUUCAAAAUUUAAGAGCUUCAAUAGAUUUGUAGCAGCACUUUUAACAGCCAGGACUAGAGUGCUGAGAAGCAUGAUUCACGUCAUCAUUAAGCAUUUUAAAUAGUGCCAAAGCUGUCAUUUAAGAUAAGUCCUUUAAAAAUAUGUAGACUAGAGAUAAGUACCAACACCUCUUUAGAUUAAUGAAAGACGGUUCUAUGUAGAAGUAAAUCCAGAAAGCCGGACAGAAAGUUACAGUCUUGAAAAACUGACUAGUGUUAUUUUUUAACUCAUAACCAUUUAAUGCUUUUCUUCAAAAAGCAUUUUUUCUGGUGUUCGCUGUAGGCCUAGAUUUUCAUUUGAAUGUUCUGUUGAAGCCCAAGUGAUAGUAACAACAAUUAUAUAGUCCCAUGAAACUAAAUAAGUGUAAAAUGUAGCUAAAGCAAACCUCAAAGGCAAUACAGCUUUCCAGGUCUUUUAUCUUAAUACUCUGCACCAUUUUUGUCAGAAAUAUAUUUCAGGUAAAAUACUGAUAUUUUCCUUAUUUCUUUGGCCAUUCAGUUAGUGGGGAUUUCCUGACUUUUUGAGUGAGACAGCCAGUGGCAGCAAGUCAGGGGAAGCUAAGGACUCUAAAAAAAUAAUUAAUUCGUUUUUCUUUGGUAUGCCUUCAGUGUUACAGGCUUUUGGGGUUUGGGUUUUGGUUUUUUUUGCCAUUGGCUCUGAUCUUCCUUUGUUUGAUUUCAAUAAAAAGACCUGUAGUUAAUAUUUUCCAGUACAAGGCAGAACACCAGGCAUUGUAAAAGGGAAAAAAUUUUAUGCCAUCCAGGUGCUACUAAACUGAAAAUUAAAAUACAGAAUUAAUACCUGGCAAGUCAACAGAACCCACAGCACCACUUCAGUAAUUACACCACACCCACUUUGCAGCAGAGGUUUCAGUUAGCUACAAAUAAUGAUUUAGAAACCCUGAGCCACAGACAGUAAGUCUGUCCAAACAAUCGUCUGAGUAUGGCAGUUCCAGAGGCCUCUAAGGUUUGUUGCUGGUGUGCCAAGCAGCAAAUAGAUUCUUCAGCCUCCUUUCAGGAGAUGCUGCAGGAAGCGUGUGAAAGCUUCCAAGGCAAUGCAGUACUGCAACAGUUACAAGUUCACAGUAGUGCCAGCUCUGCAGUGAGUCAUUGGGCAGUCAGUCUGGCUGCAGUGAGAACAAAAGUUGACACGUAUGUGCAUCUGCAAAGCUAAGUAUCACUGUGCCUUAGUUACCUGACUGAAUAAAAAGAGCCUGUGCUUAAACUCAUAGCCUUUUAAAUGCAGUCUGUACUCCACAGCCUUUGUGAAACACGGCCAUUUUACUCACUGGAACAUUAGAUUCAGCUGUAAGCCAGUUAAGAUGCAAUCCACAAAUUGUCCAUGCUGCUGAAUGGGAAAAAAAAACAAACCC